Molecule: messenger RNA, 2246 nt
Organism: Homalodisca vitripennis (glassy-winged sharpshooter)
Lineage: Eukaryota; Metazoa; Arthropoda; Insecta; Hemiptera; Cicadellidae
Product: cytochrome P450 4c21-like
Exons: 13
Coding region: 260-1744 (494 amino acids)
Molecular function (GO): iron ion binding; oxidoreductase activity, acting on paired donors, with incorporation or reduction of molecular oxygen; heme binding
Source: RefSeq, a predicted model, not a curated record
UUAAAUAUUUAACGAUCCGCAUUAACAUAGUGUACACGAAGAUAUGACGAACUUAGCGCUUUACAGCUCUGUUUCUGGAUUGUAAAUUCUAUUCACCAGCUGAGUGCCUGGACCACCAACCAUACUUACAUGUUCGUGCGUAACAGCUAGCGGAGAUCCUCCUCUACAAGUAAGUAGAGUGAACUUGCUCCCGCUUCAAGGGAGAACAAAGGAUGCCAGCUGGCCACAGAGAAGCCCCGACACCAGUACAGUCUCGGCAAUGUCAGUUCUCCUGGUUCUACUGUACGCUGCCUGUCUACUCCUGUUGACAAUGUACUUGCGGUUCAGAUGGCAGUACAGACAUGUUCUCGCAACCGCUGCCAAACUACCGUAUCCUCCCACCCUGCCCAUCAUCGGCAACGCACUCCUCUUCUUUGGUGACAUCACUGAUGUGACUAAAAAUCUCCUGAAAAUAAGUUCAGAUUCCAAUGGCAUAUUCUGCUUUUGGAUAGGCCCAAUUCCUAUUUUCGUCGUAGUAGACCCAGUGGAUAUCCAAGUUAUUUUGAACAGCUCCAGUAUGUUAGAGAAAGAUAAUCUUUACUCCCUGUUCAGAGUGUUUUUGGGCAAUAGCAUUGUUUCGUCUCCAGUUCACAUCUGGAAGAAGUACCGGAGGCUGAUGAACCCCGUGAUGCAUCCUUCUAAUGUGGAGCAUUUCCUUCCGGUCUUCAACGAAUUCAGUAGGAAGUUAACAGAACAGUUGUCGGUCAGCUCCCCACCUUCAGAUUGCACUGAUGAGAUUUUUGAAAUGGCUGUGAUUGCUAGCUCAAAAUCAAUAUUUUCAAGAAAACUCACGAUCGAUAAUUUAAUGGAUGCAAAAUACUUAAUUCAUACUGUGGGCAAGCUAAUCAUCUUACGCAUUUUCAAGUUUUGGUUACAUAUUGACUGGCUGUUUAAAUUGCUCUAUAGGAAGGAGCUGAAGGAAUCUUUAAAAAUUCGGGACCAAUGUAUGGACGUUAUCAGUCAGGAAUGGAAAGAAGGAGCCACUAAUAAAAAGGAAGUGAUUCCAGGCGCAAAUCAGAACAUCGAACGCUUAUCAGGUGUAAACUUGGUGGAUGUAAUGUUUGAAAAUCUGCCAAUAAUAUCAGACGACCAUGAUUGGAUGGAUGAAUUUAUAAGUAUGAUAGUAGCUGCAUCUGACACAGUUGUUUCUGCUUUGUCUUUUCUGCUUCUCACAAUAGGACACCAUCCGGAAGUACAGGAAAGGAUGUUCAUGGAGAUCGAGGAAGUAAUGGGAGACCUGGACCGUGACGUUACCGCUGCCGACGUUAACGCCAUGAAGUACCUGGACCAGGUCAUUCUAGAAAGCAUUAGGCUACAUGGCAACGUUGUUUUAAUCUUGAGAAGAGCCACAAAUGAUACUAAGAUACACAGCUGUACACUGCCAGCUGGUAGUCGUGUGUUGAUCAUGCUCCACGCUUUGGGUUGGAACAAAGAACGGUUCCCAAAUCCCGAGCAGUUCCUGCCUGAACGGUUCUCUCCAGAACAGAAAAAACUGCGACAUAACUACUCUUUUAUUCCAUUCAGCGCUGGUCCCCGCAACUGUAUAGGGAAGGCAUACGCCAUGGUGAUCCUGAAGACAGCCCUGGUCCAUAUCUUGAGACGCCUGCGAGUUAAAUCACACACAAAAUUGUCAGACAUAGAGUACGAGCUGAGGACGAUAAUGUACAGCAAGACUCCGCUUCUGGUCACCUUCCAACCGCGAUAGCAACGGUUUCAUUUUAAUCUGCUAAAGAGUAUACGAGUUGAAUAACUUUAAUUAUUAGUAACCAUAGCAUGAACCGUCAUGAAUGUUUUUUUGUGUGCGUAAAAACCAACUAUUAAAUGUAGUGGUUAGUGUUCGCUGUUAUGUAUUUCUUUAAUAUUUUUACUGCAAAACGUAAUUUUCUAACUCGAAGGCCAUACUUUAAUUAGUUAAAACAUUUAUGAUGUAAUAUGAUGAAGCCCUUAAGUGUAUUAAAAAUAAGUAGACAUAUCAGGUACAUAUUUCAGAAUUAAUGUCUGAGAGAUUCAAAACGUUAAUACGAUUUUGACUGGUUUUAUUUUAGGUUUUGCUGUAUGAAUAAUUCUACUUACAAGUUUCAAAAACCUAAUUUGGUCAAGAAGUGUGAACUUUUGCCUGUUUAGAUUAUAUUUCUAUGUAAGAUAUUUCAAGUGUCAUUGUUGAGUUUUAUUUGUACCCAAGAAGAAUAUAUAUACCUCCAAGAAAA